GACCUGCACAGCGCUUCCGGGAGCUUGGCGGUGCGGCCGGUAUCGGCACCUUUGGGCGCCUAUCGGGGAGUCCUGGACGUGAGGCCAGAGGGCCCCCCCCACCUCCCCGCGAGCCCAAAUGCCGGGCCAGCCCCCAAGCAAGGACACAGAAGAGAUGGAACCUGAGGCCGACUCAGCGGCCGAGAUGAACGGGGAGGAGGAAGAGAGUGAGGAGGAACGGAGCGGCAGCCAGACGGAGUCUGAGGAGGAGAGCUCCGAAAUGGACGAUGAGGACUACGAGCGGCGCCGCAGCGAGUGCGUCAGCGAGAUGCUGGACCUGGAGAAGCAGUUCUCGGAGCUGAAGGAGAAGUUGUUCCGGGAGCGACUGAGCCAGCUGCGCUUGCGGCUGGAGGAAGUGGGAGCUGAGAGAGCCCCCGAGUACACAGAGCCUCUCGGGGGGCUGCAGCGGAGCCUCAAGAUUCGCAUUCAGGUGGCAGGCAUCUACAAGGGCUUCUGUCUGGAUGUGAUCAGGAAUAAGUACGAGUGUGAGCUGCAGGGAGCCAAACAGCACCUGGAGAGCGAGAAGCUGCUGCUGUACGACACCCUGCAGGGGGAGCUGCAGGAGCGGAUCCAGAGGCUGGAGGAGGACCGCCAGAGCCUGGACAUCAGCUCAGAGUGGCGGGAUGACAAACUGCACGCCGGAGGCAGCUCCCGGACCUGGGACUCCCUGCCACCCAGCAAGAGGAAGAAGGCACCCCUCGUCUCCGGCCCUUAUAUUGUGUACAUGCUGCAGGAAAUCGACAUCCUGGAGGACUGGACCGCCAUCAAAAAGGCUAGAGCAGCUGUGUCCCCUCAGAAGAGAAAAUCAGAUGGACUGUGACCCUGAUGUUCUCAGCCAAAGGGUUUCUCAGAGCGGCUGGCACCAAACCCAAAACUUGCGUUUUCCUGCUGCAGAAAGGUGGACUGACAGGCCCCUCAGGUCUGCCUGGCGGCCCAGCAGCUCUCCAAGGCUGCAGUCGGCCUCCACCUCCAGCACCACUGGCCUCAACUCUUCCUCUGCCCCCCGCAGGGGCCGGCACCACUGUGGGCCUGGAGCUGACCUGCACAGGCCGGACUGUCUCCCCGUCCCCAGCCAGCCUGCCGCCCGCCUCCUAAAGACCAGCUUCCUCUGCCCUCCCUGACAAUUUAAGCCAAACAGUGUCUUCCUGCUGACCUUGGGCCCUGGUCCUUAGCCCCUGAGCCGGGCCCCACUGCGGGGACUCGGAGCCAUAAGUUAUAUUUGGGGGGCUCUGUCCUGGCAGGAGGUGGAGGUGAGAAGCCAGGCUCCCCAGGUUUUUUCAGGGUAUCUCUUCGUUCCGCCUCUCAGAUGGCAA
Messenger RNA from Trichechus manatus latirostris (Florida manatee), 1352 nucleotides. RefSeq names its product BRMS1 transcriptional repressor and anoikis regulator (gene BRMS1). Gene Ontology annotation, biological process: negative regulation of transcription by RNA polymerase II. The coding region runs from base 119 to 859 and encodes 246 amino acids. Lineage: Eukaryota; Metazoa; Chordata; Mammalia; Sirenia; Trichechidae. Gene Ontology annotation, cellular component: Sin3-type complex. Gene Ontology annotation, molecular function: histone deacetylase binding. The record is from RefSeq and is a predicted model, not a curated record. The transcript has 10 exons.